Molecule: messenger RNA, 249 nt
Organism: Peronospora matthiolae
Lineage: Eukaryota; Oomycota; Peronosporomycetes; Peronosporales; Peronosporaceae
Source: the annotation of a GenBank genome assembly
AUGCGAGGCCACGAAGGCUUUGCUACCAUUUGGAUGACAGAAAAGCGUCACGUGGACGUACGGACAAAAGACGUGGCAGGAAUCGCCCAACGUGGUGUCGUGGGUGGAAACUCAAGUGUAAAGUCGUUGCGGGAUUUGCAGAUGGUCGUAAACGCCAAACCGGCUCGACAUGGUGGUCACAAACGAGCCGACAAGCUCCUUCCAUUGACGAGUUCGGCAGCACGCUCCUCCCCUCUUGAGAGCUACUGA